AUGUCGACCGUUCUACCCCCACCAAGCAAGCGGCAGAGGACCGAUGCUGCUGAGAAGGCGCGCUUGCAACAAGACAUUGAGGAAAUUCCAAGUGAUGCCGGAAGUUUGAGACUUCAGUUCUAUGACGAGACUACUGGAUUGCCGAUCGGUAAUGGACCAGUUCUGGUGCCAGUUGCAGACGCGACUCCCAAAAAUCUCGAGCUUCUCUUAAACACUUUGCAAGGUCAUGAUCCUUCCGAAUACAUACCUUACCGCUUUACCCUUCCAGUCCCAGACAAAAAGACAUCCGAAACGAAUACGACUGCCUUUCCAGCCAACAUAUACAAAACCCUGAUUACUCCAGGCUUAAUUAGUACGGAAGAGGUUCAAAACAUAUCAGCCGCGCCGCAAGCGGUCUUCAGAGUUCAGGCAGUGUCGAGAUGUGCUUCUUCAAUACCAGGUCAUGGAGAGGCUAUACUUGCAACCCAAUUUUCACCGAGGACGUCCGCGAGAAUGGUCAGUGGGAGUGGAGAUCAUACCGCUAGGAUAUGGGACUGCGAUACGGGAACUCCAGUACAUACUCUGAAAGGUCAUACUAGUUGGGUUCUUGCUGUCAGUUGGUCUUCGGAUGACUCGCGAAUUGUGACAGGGAGUAUGGAUAACACAGUACGAAUGUGGGACCCGAAAACAGGCAAGCAAGUCGGCAACACAAUGAAAGGGCAUACAAAGUGGAUAACGAGUAUAGCCUGGGAGCCAUAUCACGCUCAAAGGCCUGGAGAACCUAGAUUUGCUUCUGCUUCCAAGGACUCAACAGUUCGGGUCUGGUCAGCCAACCAGCAAACGAUCGACCUGGUACUAAGUGGCCAUAAAGGUUCAGUAUCUUGCGUAAAAUGGGGUGGAACAGGUUUCAUUUAUACCGCAUGUCACGACAAGACCGUAAAAGUGUGGAAUGCCAAAGACGGAACACUGGCUCACACGCUAAACUCUCACGCUCACUGGGUAAAUCAUCUAGCGUUGUCUACAGAUUUUGUCAUCAGAACAGCCUUUCAUGAUCAUACAGGCAAAAUUCCGGGUACCGAUGAGGAGAAAGUUGCCAAGGCAAAGGAAAGAUUUCUGAAGGCUGCUACAAUUCAGGGAGAGGUCGUCGAGAGACUCGUAUCUGCAAGCGAUGAUUUCACAAUGUAUCUUUGGGAUCCAGCAAAGGGAACGAAACCUGUGGCAAGACUGUUAGGUCACCAAAAGCAAGUCAAUCAUGUUACUUUCUCUCCUGAUGGACUUCUGAUUGCAUCCUCUGGAUUUGACAACCACACAAAGGUAUGGAAUGCAAGGGAUGGAAAGUUCAUAAAUACACUUAGGGGACAUGUGGCCCCUGUAUAUAUGUGUGCAUUUAGUCCUGACUCGAGGUUGCUGGUAACGGGUAGUAAAGACACCACAUUAAAAGUGUGGGAUAUGCGGACCCAUAAGCUGGCUGUUGAUUUACCAGGUCAUAAGGAUGAAGUGUAUGCAGUUGAUUGGAGUCCUGAUGGACAGAAAGUGGGAAGUGGUGGAAAAGAUAAAGCUGUGCGGAUAUGGAGACACUAA
Messenger RNA from Glarea lozoyensis ATCC 20868, 1560 nucleotides. RefSeq names its product WD40 repeat-like protein. The record is from RefSeq and is a predicted model, not a curated record. Gene Ontology annotation, biological process: ribosomal large subunit assembly. Bases 1 to 1560 code for a protein of 519 amino acids. The transcript is spliced from 3 exons. Gene Ontology annotation, molecular function: protein binding. Gene Ontology annotation, cellular component: nucleolus. NCBI's taxonomy places the organism in Eukaryota, Fungi, Ascomycota, Leotiomycetes, Helotiales, Helotiaceae.